UGUACUAAAUAUCAGAAUAGGAUUUCAAAAUUAAUUCCUCAAGUAGAACAACUCUUAAAAGAAGGAUCUCUUACGGAAGAAAUUGUUCUCGAUAAUGUACCAAAAUUAAUGAACAUUGUUCGUGAAUGCAAUGUCACAUUGCGUUGGAUGUUGUUGCAUACCUCCGUAUUAUCACCAAGUGCUGAGAAUAAUAAACGAUGUAGGCAAUUAAGAGAUCAAGUUUUAACCGACAGUAAAUAUAAGCCACUCCAAGUUUUCCAGUUGUUACUAUAUACAGCUCAGUUUGAAUUAAAAAUAAAAGAGAUGUUCAAACAACUGUUAACUGAAAAACAUGAAAAAUGGAUGAAUUAUCAAAAAGAAGGGAUGGAAAGAAUGACUGAAUUAACUGAUGUAUUUUCUGGAAUGAAGCCUUUAACUCGAAUAGAGAAAAAUGAAAAUCUUCAAGCUUGGUUUAAAGAAAUGUCUAAACAAAUCGAAUCUUUGAGUUAUAGUGAUGCAACUGUUACGGGAAGGAAAAUAGUUCAGUUAAUUCAAGCAUUGGAAGAGGUUCAAGAAUUUCAUCAACUUGAAAGCAAUUUACAAGUCUGUCAGUUUCUAGCUGAUACAAGAAAAUUUUUGCAUCAAAUGCUCAGAACAAUAAAUAUUAAAGAAGAAGUGUUGAUAACUCUUCAAAUAGUUGCUGACUUAUCAUAUGCUUGGGAAAUUAUUGAUAGUUACACCAGUUACAUGCAACAAGGUUUGAAGAGAGAUCCUUCUCUUGCAAUAAAGUUAAGAGCUACAUUUUUAAAGUUAGCAUCGGCGCUAGAUUUGCCUUUAAUGCGUAUCAAUCAGGCAUCUAGUCCAGAUUUGAUGUCAGUUUCACAAUAUUAUUCAAAUGAACUAGUGGCUUAUGUUCGUAAAGUCUUGCACAUCAUUCCCGAAACAAUGUUUGAACUAUUAGCUCGGAUAAUAGAAUUGCAAACUAACCAUAUUAAAGAAGUACCGACUAGAUUAAUGAAGGAUCAGUUAAAGUCAUACGCUCAACUCGAAGAACGCUAUGAGGUUGCAAAACAUACACAUUCAAUAUCAGUAUUUACUGAAGGAAUAUUAAUGAUGAAAUGUACUCUUGUUGGCAUUAUUCAAAUUGAUCCAAAGCAGUUAUUAGAAGAUGGUAUAAGAAAAGAAUUAGUUAAACGUGUUGCAAGUGCUUUAAAUAAUCGUCUCGUAUUCAAUUCGAAAGCCAAGUCUAGUGAGUUGAUACCAAAAUUAGAAGAAUUGGGACAAGUUAUGGAUGGUUUUAGACGGUCAUUUGAAUAUAUUCAAGAUUACGUCAGCAUAUACGGACUAAAAAUCUGGCAAGAAGAAGUGUCUCGUAUUAUAAAUUAUAAUAUAGAACAAGAAUGCAAUGCUUUUCUCAGGCAUAAGGUUCAAGAUUGGCAGAGCAUCUAUCAGUCUCGAACCAUUCCAAUUCCACGAUUUCCAUCUUUAGACAAUGUCUCAGUGAACUUUAUCGGUCGUUUAGCAAGAGAGAUUUUGAGAAUAACUGAUCCAAAAACAACCAUAUAUUUAGACCAAAUGAGUUGUUGGUACGAUUCCAAGACUAAAAACGAAAUUAUAAAUUUGAGAUUGUUUUCUCUUAUUCAGAAAACUGUGGGCACUCCUGGAUUGACCGGAUUGGAUAGACUACUUUCGUUUAUGAUCGUAACUGAAUUACAAGGAGUGUUAAAGUUAAUAGAAAAAAUAGUGAUAAAGGAUAAAUCUUGGCAGGAUACUUUGGAUAAUUUACAAAAUGCUUUACAUCCAGUUUCAGGCAUUUUAUGUAAGUAUAUUAAUUUUUCAUUUGUUAAAAUAUAAAGAUUUGAAAUGAGAUGUAAUUAAAAUUUAGUUGUAACAAUUAGUAUUUCAAAAUUUUGAGAUACACGAUUAACAAUUAGAAAACUAAUGAGUGAGAAAUGAUAAAAAUGUUACCAAAAACUGCAUGCAUCACUUCCUGAAUCCAUUGUCUCAAUAAUUAU
Molecule: messenger RNA, 1994 nt
Organism: Centruroides sculpturatus (bark scorpion)
Lineage: Eukaryota; Metazoa; Arthropoda; Arachnida; Scorpiones; Buthidae
Gene: Strump
Product: WASH complex subunit 5-like
Exons: 12
Biological process (GO): endosome organization; regulation of actin nucleation; actin filament polymerization
Cellular component (GO): WASH complex; endosome
Source: RefSeq, a predicted model, not a curated record